AUGACCGGUCGGAUCGUACUAUCGUCGUACGAAUCACUUCGCGCAGCUGGUACCAGUAUUAUAUGUCUUUCGCCUUGGGGGGACUCCUCACCGCUUUCCUUGCCCUGUAUACGCUUUCGGGACAUCGCGGUUCACACCGUGAUCGCAGCGACUGGAGGUAUGGCCGCCGUAGCUGCUCCGGUAAUGGGUCCAGUAUCCGACCUCGUCGUGGGUUCGCUCGGUGAUUCCAUCCUUGUUGAGAUAGGAGUGCACACGGGUUUCGAGACUACCACAAAGAUCGCAAAUGACCUGAUCAUCGAUAAGACACUGAAGCACAUCAUACCGAUACACUCAAAGAUGCUUGAGACUACAAAUGUAAAGUCCAUCCUUAUCACGCUCAAGUUCAAGCAAACAAUGGAGGAUGCCGCUCUUGGUUUUUUCAGGAGUAGUGUACAUAAGGAUCCAUCUCUUUUCUCCUCUGUGAUAGAUUACUUCUCUGUCGAUAAAGGAUGGUUUUCACCUUACCUUUUCGCCAGUUCGCGCCGACCUAUCAUUCCCCGUACGAUGCAACCCGAUGUUCUCUUUUGUCACGGCCCAUUCCUUGAAGGAGAUUACAAAAUCGGCGAGACGCUCCUGAAAGAAUCAGCGUCAGUAAUCAUAUUAACAAGCGCUCCUCUUUCGGGGGUCAAGACCAUUCAAGCCGAAGAACCCUCACGUUUUUCUCUCUCAAAUCUGAAUAUACCUUCUUUGUCUUUGUCUAACCUUCUUUCUCGCUCUCGCAGCCCUUCUCCAUCACCGGAGUCAGGAAAGGGUGCUGCUGAGGGUGAACCUACACCUCAGCUUACUCCUCUCCCGGUGCCUCCAUCUCCGAGGCGCAUGGUGAUUGUUCUGAUGGGGUUGAAGCCUCACAGGAAGCUUUGGACGACCAGCGCGCGCCCAGGAGAAAGCGUCAUCAACUAUAUCCUUUUCAAUGGCUGCCCGGCUAUUGUGGUUCCCGUCAAAGUCGGCGCACCGCUCUUGGCGUGGGACGCGCUCACCUUAGAAGAGCUAUGGAAGAUAGAACUUCCUCCCGAAGGAGGUGAAAGCCAGUCCGGGCAGUUCGAAGGAAUUGUCAGUGUGCUCUAUGAAUUCUUGGAUUUGUGUGUCGAUUGGAAGAGGAUUAUUCUGGAUGAAGAAAGUUCAGACUGUGACGAAGAGGAGGGAAGGAAUGUCCUCAAGGUUUCUUUGACGUUGCUACUAGCAGCGGCCGUUAGGAGCAAGGACAGCAAGGAAGUUGUGAAGGAAGUUGACAAAGAGCGGAGUGGAUUUGCUAUGUGGAGAAUCCCUUAA
Guyanagaster necrorhizus is the source of this 1308-nucleotide messenger RNA. RefSeq lists its product as uncharacterized. The record is from RefSeq and is a predicted model, not a curated record. The coding region runs from base 1 to 1308 and encodes 435 amino acids. NCBI's taxonomy places the organism in Eukaryota, Fungi, Basidiomycota, Agaricomycetes, Agaricales, Physalacriaceae. The transcript has 5 exons.